Molecule: messenger RNA, 1596 nt
Organism: Mytilinidion resinicola
Lineage: Eukaryota; Fungi; Ascomycota; Dothideomycetes; Mytilinidiales; Mytilinidiaceae
Product: MFS general substrate transporter
Exons: 5
Coding region: 64-1434 (456 amino acids)
Biological process (GO): transmembrane transport
Cellular component (GO): membrane
Molecular function (GO): transmembrane transporter activity
Source: RefSeq, a predicted model, not a curated record
GCUGCAAUCGACUGGACCGAAGCGGAGGAGAGGAAGCUGGUUCGCAAGAUUGACUCGAUUCUCAUGCCGCUUCUUAUUCUUGGCUUCUUUGCUCUUCAAUUCGAUCGUGGGAACAUCGGAAACGCGCUCACGGACCACUUUCUCAAAGAUGUGGGCAUAAAGCAGAACCAGUUCAACGUAGGACAACAACUGCUUUCAGUUGGUAUAGUUCUACUAGAGAUACCCAGCAAUAUCAUACUAUACCGCGUUGGACCGCGAGUUUGGAUCACUGGCCAGAUAUUCUGCUGGGGCCUCGUAGCGACAUUUCAAGCAUUCCAGAAGGGACUCGGCGCGUUCCUGGUCACUCGCCUCCUACUAGGCUUUUGCGAAUCUGGCUUCAUCCCCGCGUCUCUCUACACGAUGACAACGUGGUAUAAGCGCGACGAAACCAGCGCCCGCUUUGGUGCUUUCUUCAUUGGCAACUUCGCGGCGCAGGCCACCUCCGGGCUGAUCGCAUAUGGAGUGUUACAUAUGCGCGGAGUCUGCAACCUUGCAGGAUGGCAGUGGCUCUUCAUCAUUGAAGGACUCUUCACAAUCACAGUCUCGUUCAUCCUCAUGGCAUUCUUACCUAAGAACCCGUUCGAUCCAGUGCCAUUUACCAGGAUUCAGUACUUCAGCCAGCGCGAGAAGGACAUCAUCCGCCGGCGUGUCUUCCUCGAUGAUCCGACUAAGGAGAAGAAGUCUAAGAACAUCACCCGCGCAGAGCUACUUGAUACCCUUGGAGACUGGAAGCUGUAUCCCCAUGUGCUGAUGACCAUCGCCGGACUUGCACCCAGCAACACGAUGACAUCGUAUGCGCCGACGCUGGUAACCAGCUUUGGAUAUGGUCGAUUAAAGUCGAAUGCGAUCACGAGCAUCGGAAUGUGGAUCUUGACGGUUUUAGCAGUGCUCUGGGGCGUAAUGGCGGAUAAGUUUCACAGGCGGGGACCGCUGGUAUUUGGUGGCAUCGUUCCAUGGGCGGCGUUUGCGAUUGGCAGCGUCAUCGGAUCUUACCACCCCAAGCAGAAGAAGGCCAGGCUCGCAACCUUACUUCUCGGAAUCGGCUUCAGUAACGUCUGGCACCCUUGCAACGCGUCCUGGGUUGCUCUCAAUGCCAAAACACCCGGCGAGCGCAGUAUCCGCAUGGCGAUGAUGAUCAUGGGGGCCAACGCAGGCGGCAUCAUUGGGUCGCAGCUCUUCCAAUCAUCGGAUGCGCCCUUGUAUCAUACGGGAUGGGCUGCGAUUGCUGGUAUCAUUUGCUUUGGUGUUCUCAUGGCGAUAGUCUGCAACGUCCAAUACUGGGUCCUGAACCGGAGGAUUGAUAAAGGGUUAGCCACUGGUCUCGUCACGGGCGAGGCGGCGGCGGAGGUCGCACAGGGAGCAGUUGUGGGCGAGAAGUUCCGGUAUCGACUAUGAACAAUGGCUUUCGAUAGGGAAAACCAUCUACUCAAAGUUGUAUCCGUAGCUCGGUAGUCCGAACAGUGGAGGAAGCUAUGUUGGCGCUACUCUACUAAAAAAUAUUUAUUGUGGUAUGAGCAACUCACGGGUCUGAAGGCGUGCUCAUAUCUUAUUUUGUCC